Molecule: messenger RNA, 2403 nt
Organism: Acipenser ruthenus (sterlet)
Lineage: Eukaryota; Metazoa; Chordata; Actinopteri; Acipenseriformes; Acipenseridae
Product: acid phosphatase type 7-like
Exons: 14
Coding region: 276-1595 (439 amino acids)
Molecular function (GO): metal ion binding; acid phosphatase activity
Source: RefSeq, a predicted model, not a curated record
ACCUAUUUCUAUUUCUACAACAAUAUGGCGCAGUUUAAAUAAAAAGCUGGAUAAUCUUCGAGUGCUGAACGAUGCAGGGAAAUGCACAACGCCCUAAGUGACAUAAAGAAAAAGAGUUCAUUCACAUUGCAGUGACAUAUUGAUUUCUUGGAUACGUCUAACUACCUCCUCUGCAGAAACUACACUGGGCUUCACUGUAUUAUUAUUAUUACUAGCAUUUCAAUAACAACAUCUACCAAGUGAGCUCCUAACACUGGGGAGAGGACAGAGGCGAGAUGGGCUGCCUGUGGAUGUUCUGGGCUUUCUUCUGUUUGGCAGCCGCACCGGUGCUGUGUGUUCCACCGGUUGGUUUACAGCCAGAGCAAGUGCAUGUGUCCUAUACAGGAGUCCCACAGUCCAUGAUCAUCACCUGGACAACCUUCAAUAAGACUGAGUCGUGGGUGGAGUAUGGAGUGUGGGGAGGGAAACUGUUUCAGCUGACAGCUCAAGGAAGCUGCACGUUGUUUAAGGAUGGAGGAGAUGAAGGGAGGAAGCUGUACAUGCACCGAGUUACCCUAACCCACCUCAAACCUGGCACGGCCUAUGUUUAUCACUGUGGCAGCAAUGACGGCUGGAGUGACAUCCUGUUUUUCACGGCUAUUAAAGAAGGCAGUGAAUGGAGCCCCAAGUUUGCUCUCUUCGGUGACUUGGGCAACGACAACCCCCAGUCUUUGGCCAGACUUCAGAAGGAAACGCAGCUGGGAAUGUAUGAUGUCAUCUUACACAUCGGGGAUUUUGCCUACGACAUGGAUGAGGACAAUGCUCGAAUUGGAGACGAGUUCAUGAGACAGAUUCAGUCUAUCGCAGCGUAUGUUCCCUACAUGACAAGCCCAGGAAACCACGAGAACGCAUACAAUUUCUCCAACUACAGGAACCGCUUCAGCAUGCCGGGUGACACAGAGAGCCUUUGGUACAGUUGGAACAUUGGGCCUGCUCACAUCAUCUCUUUUUCCACCGAAGUGUAUUUCUACCUGGAGUACGGCCUAGAUCUAAUCUUCAAACAGUAUUCUUGGCUUGAAAAAGACCUAGAGGAAGCCAACAAGCCAGAGAACCGGAGAGUACGGCCCUGGAUUAUCACCAUGGCGCACAGACCCAUGUACUGUUCCAAUGAUGAUAAAGACGACUGCACCAAGUUUGAGAGUUAUGUCCGAGUGGGACGCAAUGAUAUAAUGCCUGUGGCCCCGGGUCUGGAAAAACUCUUCUAUGAUUAUGGGGUCGAUCUGGAGCUGUGGGCACACGAGCACACCUAUGAAAGGCUCUGGCCUGUCUACGGAUUUCAAGUCUUCAAUGGCAGCAUGGAGCACCCUUAUGUUAAUCCCAGGGCUCCAGUUCACAUCAUCACAGGAUCAGCAGGGUGUCGAGAGAAACACGAUGGGUUCAUCCCUGCACCCAGGGACUGGAGUGCUUUCCGCAGCACUGAUUAUGGGUACACCCGCAUGCAGAUCCUGAACAGCACUCACCUCUACCUGGAACAGGUGUCUGACGACCAGAAUGGCAGAGUGAUUGACAACAUGUGGCUUGUGAAAGAACAACACGGCACUGCUGCCUGGAAAUGAAUUACCAGCGAUAAGAAACCAUUUAUCCCUAAUUUCUUGAUGCACUUUGGAUUUUAACUGCUGCUGAUUUUAAAAACUAGAAACUUCAUAGGGAUUUAAAUUACCUGUGAUCAUUUUAAGAAUUAAGUAUCUCGAUAGAGAAGAUGUGUAGAACUAUGUAAUUGUUUAUUUUAUAUCAAUUGCAGUCACUGCAUUUUUGCUGUAUAAUUUUAAAUUUUAGGAAUUUGCUUUGCAGAAAUACAUACAUACAUACAUGCAUACAUACAUACAUACAUACAUACAUACAUACAUACAUGCAUACGUACCUUGAUGUCUAUUAAAUUGUGAUGGGGGUGUUGUGUCUUGAUUAUAUAUACAUCAACAUGUUUUGGUCAGAUGACUAUAGAAAGAACACAGUGAAUUAUUAUGAUCUGCAAUACAUAAACCCAGUGUUUAACUUUUCAAUUAUGAAUGUGUUAUUAUUAAGAGUUAUUUUAACUGCUUUAGAAAUGGCGUCAAUAAAUUGAAGGGAAGAAAAGGUUCAGUUUCUUCACUCUGGAAAUCAGGUGAUCCUAUUCAUCUGCUUUGUUCGACUAGGUAAUUAAUUACUUUUGUGCUGUGAUUCAGGUAUUAUUAUUAGCUUGUGUUUUAAUUGUGUUAAAACUGUGUUUGAAUUGUUGUAUGGUUUUGUAUCCCUGUCACUAUUCAAUCAGACUCCCAGACUUGUCUCAAACACACUUUAUUUCGUUUAAGUUUGAUUGAAUAUAACCAUGGGCCCUAUAAUAUUGGGGUAAAUCUACUGAUAAAUAAUAAAAAAAUAUGUCAAUCA